Protopolystoma xenopodis is the source of this 597-nucleotide messenger RNA. The record is from the annotation of a GenBank genome assembly. Lineage: Eukaryota; Metazoa; Platyhelminthes; Monogenea; Polystomatidea; Polystomatidae.
GAUUUCACCAAUGAAGAGCCCAUACUUACGCCUACUGAGAAUUCCACCAGUGAAUUGGCUUCUCUGGCUCAAGAUGCCUUCAUCGGGUUUGAUUGCGUCAACCCUGAUUACAGUGUUCUUCGACAUCACACAACUAGGCCUAGUCAACAACAGCCAAUGCGUUCAGCCCUUGUAGGUGGUAUGCAUGUAUCUGGUUCUGCCGCUGCCACCGCUCCCCCUGUCUCCCCGAACCCGGCUUUGGCAAUGACCUCUUCCCCACCUCCCGGAAGGUCCACCGUCACUGAGCAAGUGGUUCCGGCUUCUUCGUUGAUUUCUGGUUCAAUUCCUCAACCAACUUCAGUCGGGACGGUGCGCAGCGGAUUGAUCCGAUUAGUCGGAGACACCUCGUGCCAAACCCCUUCAGUGCAGACACCGCCGCCGCCAUCUCCUACCCUCCUCAAUAUCGGUGACACCUCGCUCUUUCAGGCCGAUUGGUGUAGUCCCUUUCCACCCUCCCUUGCCACUCUCCACCAUUCGCCUUUCACGCGCCUUUUUCGUGCCCUGGACCUAUUUCUUCAAAAUCCGGCUUCUCUCUCCAUCCUAGUGUCGCCGGUCUAA